GAAGUUGUCCAUGUUCACACUGGCUUAGUAGUUGGUUCGCUCCUUAGUGGGGCUGGCCGGAAAAGUGAACAAAGCCCAGGUUUAGUCAGCAAGAGAAAAAGAUGACUGCGGAAAGAAGAACUCGGUGCCAUUUCUUCCUCCUAGUAUGGCCAAUGAAGAAGAUGACCCAAUUAUACAGGAGAUUGAUGUGUACUUGGCCAAAAGCCUGGCAGAGAAGCUCUACCUAUUACAGUAUCCGGUCCGGCCAGCUUCGAUGACCUAUGAUGACAUCCCUCACUUGUCGGUGAAGAUCAAACCAAAGCAGCAAAAGGUGGAAUUAGAAAUGGCUAUCGACACUCUGAAUCCCAACUACUGCCGCAGCAAAGGGGAACAGAUUGCCCUCAAUGUGGACGGAGCCUGUAGCGACGAGACCAGCACUUAUUCCUCGAAGCUGAUGGACAAACAGACCUUCUCCUCUUCCCAGACCACAACCAACACCUCCCGCUAUGCAGCCGCCGUCUACAGGAAAGGUGAGCUCCACCUGACACCCCUUCAUGGCAUCCUGCAGCUGCGGCCCAGCUUCUCCUACUUGGAUAAGGCUGAUGCCAAACACCGGGAGAGAGAAGCUGCUAAUGAAGCUGGGGAUUCUUCCCAGGAUGAAGCUGAAGAGGAUGUUAAACAAAUCACGGUUCGUUUUUCCCGCCCGGAAUCUGAGCAGGCUCGCCAGCGGCGUGUCCAGUCCUACGAGUUCCUGCAAAAGAAGCAUGCAGAGGAGCCAUGGGUGCACCUGCACUACUAUGGCAGGAGGGACAGUCGCUCUGAGCAUGAACGUCAGUACCUGCUGUGCCAGGGUCCCGGAAUGUCGGAGAACACCGAGCUCAUCAAGUCUCCCAGUGAGUACCUAAUGAUGCUGAUGCCGCCAAGCAUGGAGGAAGAGAAAGACAAACCUGUGUCUCCCAGCAAUGUUCUGUCCAUGGCCCAGCUGAGGACGCUCCCUCUUGCUGACCAGAUUAAGAUCCUCAUGAAGAAUGUGAAAGUCAUGCCGUUUGCCAACCUAAUGAGUCUUCUGGGGGCCGGGACUGACUCCACAGCCGUUCUCCGCUGCAUCCAGCAGGUGGCCAUGUUAGUUCAGGGAAACUGGGUAGUGAAGAGUGAUAUCCUCUACCCGAAGGACUCCUCAAGUCCGCACAGUGGCGUCCCGGCGGAAGUACUAUGCAGGGGCCGGGACUUUGUGAUGUGGAAGUUCACACAAAGCCGCUGGGUGGUGAGGAAGGAGGUGGCAACGGUUACAAAACUCUGUCCAGAAGACGUGAAGGAUUUCCUGGAGCACAUGUCGGUUGUGAGGAUCAAUAAAGGCUGGGAGUUCCUGCUGCCGUAUGAUGAGGACUUCAUUAAAAAGCACCCAGACGUGGUCCAGAGGCAAUAUAUGCUGUGGAUGGGCAUCCAGGCGAAAUUAGAAAAAGUCUACAGUCUAAUAAAAGAAAACAUGCCAAAGAAACCUGAUGGACAGUCAGUGCCCUCAGUGCUGGUGUCUGGGGACCAGCGGGUCCAGGCAGCCAAGGCGAAGGCCCAGCAGAACCACGUACUGCUGGAGCAGACGCUGCAGCGGCGGAAGGAGGAACUCUGGUCCACUCCGGCCCCACCUGGUGUGCGGAUCAAGGAGGAACCCAAGAGUGAGGAGGAAGACGAGGAGGAGCCCAUGGACACUUCAGCCUGCGACGGCCUCAACAAUGGGUUGGCCAACGGGGUGCACCCCGGGAGGGCCGGAAGUGAGAUGCUGAAUGGGCAUCCUCCGGGGGGCUGCGGCGAGACCGCCGUGGCGCGGGAACUGAGGGCCUUCGUGGUAGCCACGUUUCAGAGACAGUUUGUGCUCACGUUGAGUGAGUUGAAACGCCUCUUCAAUUUGCACUUGGCCAGCCUGCCCCCUGGGCACAUGCUAUUCAGUGGCAUCUCGGACAGGAUGCUGCAGGACACGGUUUUGGAUACUGGCUGCAAGCAAAUUUUGGUGCCUUUUCCCCCACAGACUGCUGCUUCCCCUGACGAACAGAAGGUCUUUGCACUCUGGGAGUCCGGAGACAUGAAUGACCAGCAUCGACAGGUUUUGCUUGAGAUCUUUUCCAAAAACUACCGAGUACGUCGGAAUCUGAUCCAGGCCCGACUGAAUCAGGAGUGUGGAGAGGAUCUUAGCAAACAGGAGGUGGAUAAAGUGUUAAAGGACUGUUGUGUGAGCUAUGGUGGCAUGUGGUACCUUAAGGGGACAGUGCAAUCCUGACAGUAGUGGGGUGCUGCCUACUUCAGUCUAUCUCGGCCCGAGGAUGGAAACCCCAGUGAGCAGAGCCAGAAGAGCUGCCUUGGCUUCAGGGGAGCACGAGGCAGGAACUGACCGACAUGUGGCCAUUGGGUAUCACACAAGCCAGUUUUUCGAGGUCAUCACAUUCAUAUCCCGUUUGCAUGGCCAGCUGAAGGCAGGGCACUCCAAGGAAGAACCCUGGAACCCUUUCUGCAGCAUCAUUUGGAAUUCCCAAUGUAUUUUGCUUCUCAUUUGGUUUCAUUCUAAUAAUAAAGUGAGCAUAUGCUGACACAGGCAGGAUGAAAAAUCAUGGUUUAAUAUUUUAUUUUGUAAUUUAAAAGCCAACAAAUCUGAAGUUUUGUUUACAAAACCAAGAAAGCGAGGUUUUUAUUUUUCUAAAUGCCUAGGAGCUGAUGCUUAGUCCUGGAUUAUCUAUCUGGUAAAGUAUCUGCAAGUUCCAUGUAACAAACCAAAUUGAACUAUUGUACUAUUGAGUUUUUACAGCCAUGUGAAGUUUUUACCUUAAAUGUAGCAACCCUCUUCUUAACUGUUUACAUGAAACAUAGCAAAAAGUAUUUGCGUAUAAAUUAUAUGAAUUCAAUUCAUAUAUCCUUUUGAUCUGUUUGCAUAACUAUGCAAAUAAAGUAAGGUAAGUACUGGA
This is a messenger RNA of Ornithorhynchus anatinus (platypus), 2930 nucleotides long. It is a transcript of the gene POLR3E, whose product is annotated as RNA polymerase III subunit E. Bases 146 to 2251 code for a protein of 701 amino acids. Gene Ontology annotation, cellular component: RNA polymerase III complex; nucleus. The transcript has 21 exons. The record is from RefSeq and is a predicted model, not a curated record. Lineage: Eukaryota; Metazoa; Chordata; Mammalia; Monotremata; Ornithorhynchidae. Gene Ontology annotation, biological process: DNA-templated transcription.